CUCUCGCAACCUGUUGCUACAGAGGAUUUAUACAAUUUGUAUUGUUUUCCUCCCUUGUUUUAAUCUGGAGCGAAUAAUGGUGACAAAUUUGCAAUGUGACGAUUUAAAUGGUAUUCAGUAGUUAUUAGGAACAUGUAAAGUCCAUUGCUUUUCCCAUAAAACCUCUUUGGGGAAAAAGCACUAUCCCGGAUCGCAACUCUCCGUAAUGCCUUCAUAAACAAGUGGAAAGGCGGAAAUGACUUUGUCAGGUACACGUGAGCUAGGGGAAGUAUUGACACGAUUUAAUCUAUUUUUUGCUCUAAGGUACAUAACUACCACAAGAUUUGAUUUCUAUUAAGAUAUAGCUCAGAUUGACCAAUAUGUUGGUAUAAAGUAAGCUAAAAGUUGCAAAUUCUUAAGUUAGGUAAUUUUUGACACGGGUGUCGAGCCUCUACAGGUAUACCUAAUAUAAUUUUAAAAUUUCCGGUUGGUUAUCUAUAAAUCGGUCCACGAUUUACUCAAGUUCUCAUAUAUGACUGAAUAUGUUUUCUUAACCAUAGUGGGGUUUAGCCCUGAAUAUGAAGAAAAUCGGAGUUUUUGGUAAUUACCAUAUAUGUGACCUCCAACAGCACUGAUAUCACGAAUAUAAGGAUUUGUGCUUUAGGUUGUCUCUAGUUUUGUAGAGAAACCGGGUUAAAUGUCUAGCAAAAAUUAUUCAAGAUGGAUCCUCCAAGAGACAAAUGGAACUUCAUUUUGCUCAUUUUCGUAGUACAUGGAAUUGGAACUUUAAUGCCGUGGAACAUGUUUAUAACAGCGAAAGAAUACUUUGUCAACUAUAAGCUGGGAAAUUCAACAAAUUCAUCGGCAUAUGCUUCGAAUUUUUUGCAGUACCAUAACUUUGCAGCACAAAUUCCUAACGUGGUAUUUAAUUGGUUGAACAUUUUUGUUAAUUUAGGAGGCGAUUUAACUACACGCAUCGUUUUCAGCAUUGUGUUAGAAUUAGUCUUAUUCAUACUAACAGUGAUUUUAGCUAUGGUCGACUCGUCAAAUUGGCCCGGAAUCUUUUUUUGGACUACUAUGAUCACAGUUGUUCUGCUAAAUAUGGCUGGAGGUAUUUAUCAAAAUACUAUAUAUGGAAUGGUUGCUACACACCCGGUUAAAUAUACUGGUGCGGUUGUAUUAGGAUCCAAUAUAUGUGGAUUAUUCGUUUCUAUACUAAGUAUAGCAAGUAAUUCCAUAUUUUCAUCAAAACGGACCGCAGCGAUUUAUUAUUUUAUCACAGCUAUGGUGGUUCUACUUGCUUGUUUUGAUACAUUUUUUGCAUUGCCGUUAAAUAAAUUUUACCGAUAUAAUCAGCUUUCGAGAAAACCAGAAAAGGAAUCAGAUGAUACUAAGGUGUCCGUUAUACCAUAUUGGUUAAUUUUUAAAAAAACGUCCUUACAACUCUACAAUGUGUUUUUCACAUUCUUCGUCACAUUAUCGAUAUUUCCUUCCGUACACUCAGACAUAAAGUUAUCGCCGUCGUCAAACUUCAUAAUACAGUCACCGGAUCUGUUCACUUCUGUGACCUGUUUCUUGACCUUCAAUCUCUUUGCAAUGCUAGGGAGUUUGACAACAUCUUGGAUGCAAUGGCCCGGUCCUAAAUAUUUGGCAAUACCUGUUACAUUACGACUUGUUUUCAUACCGAUAUUUCUAUAUUGCAACUACCAUCCUCUUAAUGUAACUAGAACACUACCGGUCUUCAUAAAAAAUGAAUGGGUAUACUGGUUUAUUGCUAGUUUGAUGUCAUGGAGUUCAGGAUAUUGCAG
Messenger RNA from Bactrocera oleae (olive fruit fly), 1787 nucleotides. The record is from RefSeq and is a predicted model, not a curated record. Lineage: Eukaryota; Metazoa; Arthropoda; Insecta; Diptera; Tephritidae.